AUGGAGGGGGGAAAAAAAAAAAAAAAAUUUUCCUUCCAAGGGUACUUCAAAAAAUCGGCAGCGUCCACCAGCAAUGAGCAGAAGGACAACCAGAAUGACCACAUGGAUGGUGACCACGUGAAUCAAGAGCACACGAUUGAAAGGGACGAAUUGGAUGUAGAGUUCAGCAGCCAUGUAAGGACGCAGUUUUGUAAAAAUCCCUUGGGGUUGGUUGCUUAUUACCGCUGCACAGAGGGGAAACACGCCACUUUGGAGGAUUCCUCCGGGUGCCACAGGUCAGCGUCUAUCCGCAACUAUCGGGAACAGGAUGCAGACUCCCCUUGGAUGUUCAAGCUAAAAAACAAGGAGGUAGUCGACCUGGAAAACAAGAGGGGAGAAAAGGCCAAGGCAAACUACUGCCUGAAGCUGAGUGGAAAAUCCAAGUACUACCUCAAGGUGGAGUCGGACAACUGUCUAGAGCUCCUGGGAGGAAACUACUGCACCAAUGAGAGGGCCAUAAGGAUAAAAAAAGAAAUUUCUAAAAAAUUAGGAAACGAAAACAAUGAAGGAUUUACAUUCCAAAUGUGGAUUGGAAUAAAAGAAGACAAACUUUUUAUGGAAGAGGAAAAAAAAAAAAAAAAAAAAAAAAAAAAAAAAAUAUAUUUGUUUAAUACAAAAAGGGAAGGACGAAAAGUACCAAUGGAGUAUACAUCUAGUGAUAGACAACGACGAAUGCUAUUUCCUUAUCGACUUCAAGAAUGAGAAGUUCCGAUUUGAUUCCUUUCCACUGGGACAUUUAAAAACAAAAAAAAUCAAUGACUACUACUGGAGCCACGUGUCUAUUAUCUUUAAUCUUACCAUCGAUCUAAUUUACGUUAUUCUAACUGGAGAAGAUAGUUACUUUUUACAAAAGUGCAAAAAUACGUACGCCAUUUUUUACAGUAGUGUUCUUUAUCCUACCAACUUUUUUACGGACAGCUCAACGUCGUUGCCUCUUUACCUCGGGGCCAAACCGUACACUGAGUUUGGAGAUUCCGAUGGGAAUGAAGACAUGGAGGGAGAGGACAACGCGUUCGCAAAAGAAACGAAGAGCAAAAAUGGGAGAUCAUCCAAGUCUAGUAGAAGCCACAAAGGGAAUAGCGAAUUUGUAUCCUUCCUCAUCACCGAAAUAAGGCUGUUUGCGUUAAGUAGAUCUGCCGACCUGGUGGUUAAGGAAUGUAAAAGUCUUUUGGAUUGUGCCUGGCUCGAUGGUGCCAAUGAUGAACACCCAAAUGGGGGGGCAGAGUCAGAGGAGGCGCUAAAUGGAUUUACGGAACACACCGAUCGUGGUAACCUAAGUGGCCUACCAGAAGGGAAAGAUCCAAACAGCGCAAAGAAGCAUUCUAGGAAGGACAGAAGUGGUGAGGCCAAAUCGAGUGAUAACCAGUGGGGCAAACUUAGCAGUGAUGACGAGGGUGAAUAUGCCGCCUUGUCCAAUGGGAUCCAGGGGAAAGGCGGCCUGGAUGAAGGGGACGACAUCAAGAAUAGGUGGAACGAGUUCAACAAGGAGAUUGAGAAGAUGAAGGAGAAAGUCCACAGGUUUAGCGACGAGAUGAAGGGGGGAAGUGAUGACCGCAGUGACAACGGCAACGAUACUGGCAAUGCGAAUGGUGCUACCACGCCCUCGCUGCACCCUCACCGUCGUCACCCCUCCCAGGAGGACUUCUUCAAAUUCGACUCGGAAGAAGAGCAGGACAAUUCAACGCAAGACGAUUUCUUUUUCAAACCGGGAAGGAAGAACAAUCCGAAGGGCAACUCUCCCACCGGUGAUGACAUCUUUGCAAAAAAAAAGAAACGCGAUAUAAACAAGAAGGCAGACAAGUACGAUUCGAAUAAGUCUGCCCAAUUGAACACAAGGAGAAAAGAUGAUUCCGCUUUUUAUUUUAACUUCUCUGAUGAAGGUGGGGAGAAGAGGGAGGAAGAACAAUCAGAUGCCAACCAGUUAGAUGCACCGGAAGACAGCGAAGAGGACCAAACAGUAGGAGUGAAGAAACCAUCCUUCGAAGGAGAAACCUCAUCAGGAAAAAAACACACCCAUUCUGUUGAUCAGAAGGAAAGUUCCCAAGUCGGAGUAAAAAGCCCUAUGAAAAAGUACCUUAACAAAAUCGUGAAGGAAAAAAAUGGAGAUGAACCAGAGGAAGAUGCAGAACCGGAUAGCCAUUACAACCAAGAAGAUGUGAACCUACUGCUGAAUGAACUAAAGGAUAAGUUCGAAAGCGAAUUUGUGGACAUUAUGAUAGACAAACUGGGACAAAAGUUCCAUCUAAAAGAAAAGGACAAGCAGAAAAUAUAUUCUAGCUUUAAAUCGAGUGCAAAGACAGAAAAGGAGCAGGUGGAUUCGGAGUGCAUCAAAGAAAGGUAUCUUGCAUUAGUAAAAAUGAAAGAGGACAGAGAGCAAAACAAACUACAUGAAGAAAUAAAGGAGGAGUUGAAAAAAGUUAAGGAGCAAUCCAUUGUGGAGAAGAACCUAAGUAGCUACAUCAAGGACAACCAGUUACUGAACGAAUACUAUAUAAAGAAGUACAGUUACGCUGGAGAGAAGCUGAGUGACGAGGAGAGCGAAGAAAACUUUCCCCAGGAAACAUGGAUGUAUGAGAAGAAAUUGCCUGGCGGGGAUGAACAGAAGGAGGGGGCACUCAGUAACUCUAAUUCGGUUAGGGGAGAAUCGCACACCUCGGAUAGGAGUCACUCCAUUGUGAACUUGCAGUACCAGGACGGAAGUCACGUCUUCGCGGAGGGAAGCAGAUCCAGCAGCAGUGAACAGCUAACCGCACAGAUAGGGGUAAACAGGAAUGACGACUUCCAUCCAAAGGAGGGGGAACUCCCCAAAGAGCGCGUCGAGCAAGAGGAGAAAAAGUCCGAAAUCAGUGACUUCACUUUUAUGAAGAGCAGCAGUGGGCGUGGCGGGCACAUCAGGCGCAGCGGUGAGCUAUCCAUGCAAGGUAACGAUGCCCCCCCCCAAGCAGAUGAGCUCCGAAUGGUCCCGUCGAACGAGACCGACUUGUUAGCUGAGGAGGGGGAAAGCAGGAAGAGCAUCUCCAACUUCCUAAGCGAAGAAGAACCAAAGCAUGGUGAAAAUAAAAUCAACCAAGCAAUAAAAACAGGAAAACAUUACUACCAAUUUAUAUGUCCACUGACCCCCUAUGAAUUAUUUCUCCUGAGGAGGUUCCACAAAAAGGGAAUCAACGAAGAGCUUAAGGAAUUUAGAAAUAAAAAGUACCUCUCUUGUGAUAAGCAGCUGAUCCCAACGGGAGGCAUCUGUAGAACCCCCCUUAACGUGGCCUACAUAAAAUACAAAAUAACAAUGAUGAAGUCCAUGCUGAAAAGUAGCCGAAGGUGCAUUCAGGAAAAGAAGUUCAAGAAGGGGCUAAAAGUUUGCAUAAAAAAUGGAGAGUACAUCAAAAAUUUUGUCAGCAGUUACUGCGUGUUGAAAAGGAGGGAGCUGAAUCGGAACUCCUCCCCACCAUCCUCCGUGAGAUCUCCUGCAGAACCCCCCUAUCAAUAUUCCGAUUUCUACCUAAAUGUGGACAACGCAUACAUCACCAUGGAUGAGUUGAAAAAUAUUUUAAAGACCAAUGUGAGGAAUAUAAUCAUCUGUAAAAUUUUUAUUUUAAUCAAGGAGUACAAAAAGUACAAGUACAUUGAAAAUUCGUCCCUCAUUUUAGCCCUACAGUCUGUCCUUUGUCGGAUCGUAACCAGCUAUACAUUGUUGAGAAAGAUUUUGAAAAAGUUUAUCCUGUUGCUUUUCCUGAGGGGUUGUCUGAGUUGCGUAGAAUCUAUGUGUAGCUUUCUCUUCCUGAUGUACCCGAAGGAACGGGACCACCCGCUUGUUGCUAAAGUAUAUUCCCUCUGCAGGAACUCCUUUUUAAUAUACUCCACCUGCUACAAGAGCAAUAAGUAUGCCAUGAUUAAUAAUUACGAUAUGAACUUUGAGAAGUGCGUGGAGUUUUUUUCUCCAGAGUGGGGCUACUACAUCUACACCACCAGCAACUUUAACAUCUUCUCCUCCAGUGUGAAGUUCAAUGGCUUCUUGAAAAGGGACACGGACUUCUCCGCCAUACGGCAGGUGGGGGAACAAAAGGAGGAACAACAGGAGGAUCAUCAGCAAGAGCAGCAGCAGGAGCGGAAGGCCAUAUGCGGUAUGAGUAGCUCUGCGGGUAGCGGCCCCAUUGUUGGUGAACCUUUGGGGGACGCACAUCCCCAUGUGGAUGUAGGGCCCAGUGCGGACCUUACCCAACUGCCGGAGGACGACCUCCCGAGUGAACCCACAAACAUGGGCAAACUCGCAACCGUAGAUGUGUGCAAAAAUGUAGAAAGUACAAACAGAGAGGAACCCAAGAAAAACGAUUUAUACACAUACCUAACCAACUAUGAAAAGAAAAAAAGGAGUUACUACAUCAUUGAUGAUAACAUGAAGCGCAUCGAGUUCACUAGGAAAGGAACGAAUCACAAUUUGGAGACCUUUCUCCAGAUGGGAAACCCAAAUGAGAGCUCAACCGAACAGAGCAAGCAGGACCAGUUGAAUCGGCUUAUGAGCAAAGUGAACCGUGACGUAUAUCUGAAUUCUUCCGGCUCCUGCACGAAUGCCAACUUUUUGGGGCACUGCCCCCACUGCAAGCAUGCCUUCAACCUCUUCACUCGAUCGUGCAAGGUGUGCCAGCGGUACGUGCACGUGUGCUACUACCUGCUCAUUCACUGUACCUACAAGUAUCACUGCGAGUUGUGCGACGCAACAUACUCAGAGAAGUGCCUGGAAAAGUUCUCAAAGGGAUUCACCUGCUUUUACUGCGGGCUGUUUUUCAUCCGGAAGUGA
This is a messenger RNA of Plasmodium coatneyi, 4831 nucleotides long. RefSeq lists its product as uncharacterized. The transcript is spliced from 3 exons. NCBI's taxonomy places the organism in Eukaryota, Apicomplexa, Aconoidasida, Haemosporida, Plasmodiidae. The record is from RefSeq and is a predicted model, not a curated record. Bases 1031 to 4831 code for a protein of 1266 amino acids.